UGAUUGGCUAAUCCCCUUUCUGCCGGAAAGUCAACAUGUCCCGCGUGUGGAGUAGCGGCCGCCGCUAAACUUGGACCAAUCGAGGCAGCUUUUACUUUGCGUGGUGCCACUGCGUCAGCCAAUGGGAGGCGGUCUUGUUUAGGGCGACGCAGCCCCGAGUGUGUCUGUGAGAGGAUCAGUCUGGGUGCUGCUGUUGCGGGCGUGAGGAGACGCAAGGGCCGGGCCAGGUGGAUAAAAGAUCUUGCAGAUGGCAGAUAACAGUAAAACAGAAGAUGCUGCCUCAGAUUCUGUGGAAGCUGCUAAAGGUACAGGUGACAAAAAAGAAAAGUUAGCAGACCAGGUAAUGCAAAAUCCACAGGUCUUGGCAGCUUUACAGGAGCGACUUGAUAAUGCACCUCACACUCCUUCCAGCUACAUUGAAACCUUACCAAAAGCAGUAAAAAGAAGAAUCGAUGCCUUGAAACAGCUUCAGGUGAAAUGUGCCCAUAUAGAAGCAAAAUUUUAUGAAGAAGUUCAUGAUUUAGAGCGAAAAUACGCAGCCCUUUACCAGCCUCUCUUUGAUAAGAGAAGGGAUUUUAUCACUGGUAGUGCUGAACCUACAGAAGCAGAAGCAGAAUGGCACAGUGAAAAUGAAGAAGAGGAGAAACUUGCUGGAGACCUGAAAAAUAAAGUAGUAAUAGAAGAAAAAGAAGCAGGAGCUGCUGAAGAGACAAAUCCCAAAGGAAUCCCAGAUUUUUGGUUCACAAUAUUUAGAAAUGUAGAUAUGCUGAGUGAAUUAGUACAGGAAUAUGAUGAGCCAAUUUUGAAGCACCUGCAGGAUAUCAAAGUGAAAUUUUCUGAGCCAGGACAGCCUAUGUCUUUCACAUUAGAGUUCCACUUCGAGCCCAAUGACUAUUUUACUAAUUCAAUUCUGACAAAAAGCUACAAGAUGAAGUCGGAGCCAGAUAAGACGGAUCCUUUUUCAUUUGAAGGUCCUGAAAUUGUUGACUGUGAGGGAUGUACUAUUGAUUGGAAGAAAGGAAAAAAUGUUACAGUUAAAACAAUAAAGAAGAAACAGAAACACAAGGGCCGAGGCACAGUUAGAACAAUAACUAAACAAGUACCCAAUGACUCAUUUUUUAACUUCUUCAGUCCAAUAAAAGUUUCAGGAGAUGGAGAAUCGCUGGAUGAAGAUUCCGAGUGUACUUUAGCUAUAGAUUUUGAAGUUGGGCAUUUCUUCCGUGAAAGAAUAGUUCCCCGUGCUGUACUCUAUUUCACUGGGGAAGCUAUAGAGGAUGAUGAUAAUUUUGAAGAAGGAGAGGAAGGAGAAGAAGAGGAAUUGGAAGGUGAAGAAGAAGGAGAGGAGGAGGAAGAUGCAGAAAGUGAACCUAAGGUGUAAUUUAAGUCUCUUUAUCAUUCAUUCAUUUAUAGAAAGAUGCCAGCCAGCCUGCGGAAUGCAAACAACAAUAAGGAAAUACCACUUCAGAGUGAUAUUUGAACAACCUGUAACAAAUAUUUGGAUACCUGGCCUGCAGUUCAGGAUAUUCCAUUGCUGCAGCACAAUCUUGUUAACAACGCUUAAAACUAAAUUGUUUUCAAAUGCAUGAUUUUCACUAACUUUUUUCUUAUUUUUAUUUUAUUUUAUUUUGCUUAACUUGUACAGUGGCAACUUAAUGCAUUUGAGAAAUAUGAGGUUUAAUUAAAGCACACACUCUACAGCCUUUGGUACAUUGUAGCUCAACUGUCUCAGUAGGCUUUCAAAUUUAAAUUGGAAAAAAGCUAAUUUGUCCUUCUGGAAAACUUUCCCUCACUUCAGUGUAAUUUUUUAUCUAAAUAUUGUGGAAUAGUCACAUAAGAAUAUAUUAAAUUAAUAAAAUACUUGCAAUGAAAACAAAUAAAGCAAUAUGAUUUCUGCUAGCUCUUACUCCCUUUAAAAUAACAUGAUUCCUGCAACCUGCCAGUCAGACUAGUGCGGUGGAGCAGCUCAAGACAUUGCCAUCUCCAGUAAGGCAAUCUGAAUUUGAAGUAACAUUUCCUUUAUCUUCCUUGAAGAAGACGGUGGUUGACAGAUACUUAGUUGUUCGCCUUAUUUAUUCAUGUUUGUAAGUACUUUGAUGAACUAGUGCUUUUAAUAGUUUUAAAUAUACUUGAAAAAUAUUUUCCUGUUUAUAAAAUAUGGGUACUUGUUCAUGCAAAACACUCUGCUCACAGAAUGAUUGCUCAUCGAACAUUUCAAAACUGGGGAAGAGAAAGGGAGAUCCUGAGACAGGCCUCAUGGUUGAUCACAGUGGAUUGCAGCAGCAAAAUGUAUCACUGUUCUAGCUUAGCCUGCAUUACUAGGCCUGGUUCAGAUGAUCCUUCAAUCCAAUGUUUGGAGGAAACAUUGGAAAUGAGCUACAGGUUCAUGCGCUUCUUCCCCUCUUGUGUGCAGCUUCGCUCGUUAGUUUCCUGUUGAGCUCAAGUCAUUGUUUAUUCUGAAAUCUGAAUUGGCAAGCUGUGGUUUGCACUUCAAAUCAGAAUAUGAAACUCUUUUCUGAAGUUGGUUUUAAAGUCUCUUUUUGAGAUCAAGUGUCAAUCAUAGCUUUCCUGUUCGGACAUCACAGCAAACUUAAGAGGAAACAAAGUGAUGCUAUUCUCCAUGCAAGAAAAGGGAAGGCUUCUGAUGGGUUAGGGACUCACUUGAACUGGGCCUAAGAGAGUUUCAUUUAAUUGGGAAAAGAUAAAUUAAAAGUGAGUGUAGUUCUGAUAUUUAAUUUGCAAUACUCGGAUCAUCCUGUUCCACACUGCAAUGGUUUUUAAAGCUCCAAAAUCCUGCAGAAGAUCUGUUCUUCAACAUAUAAUGCCGGCUUCCGGCAACAAUUCAUUAGCAACUGUAUGAAUGCUGUUACCAGGCAUGUAGAGAGUGCUCCAGCCUUACCUUAUACAUUUGUAACUUAAUACAGUGUUUUCAAUUUGUACAGAAUAGUUAGAAUAUUCUAUUAAAGUUGUGAAACAUGAA
Molecule: messenger RNA, 2977 nt
Organism: Rhineura floridana
Lineage: Eukaryota; Metazoa; Chordata; Lepidosauria; Squamata; Rhineuridae
Gene: NAP1L4
Product: nucleosome assembly protein 1 like 4
Exons: 16
Coding region: 248-1378 (376 amino acids)
Biological process (GO): nucleosome assembly
Cellular component (GO): chromatin; nucleus
Molecular function (GO): histone binding; chromatin binding
Source: RefSeq, a predicted model, not a curated record